CCUGCUCACUAUCUACGUGGUAGCAGCCUCAGCCUCCAGGGGGUGAGGAUUCAACCUGUGCCAAUCACUGUUCUCUGCUGUCCCCAUGAAGACCGUCGUGCUAUUAACUGUGUGCGUGGUCCUCGCCCACGCCGCCCUUCAUCCCAAUGAACUCACCCGCCCAAACCCACGUCCACGUCCCCCACGCACUCAGGCCAGGGUUUUCCCUCUGGAGAAGGCCCCACUGAGGAUGCGAGCAAAGCAGGCGGAUGUGGUGAUUGACGGGAAAGAAACCACCAUUGGCCUGGCCUCCGCCUACUACCUCAGCGGCAUUCUGGAUGACAGCUGGAAUAUUUUGGGAAAGAUUGUUGGCGCUCUGGUGGGAAAGGGGCAGGAGGGCGAGGUGGACUACUUUGAGGUGAUCAGAACACAAGUGCAACAGGUGGUGGGGGACUACAUUGAUGCACACAACAUGAAGCAACUUGAGAUCUACAAAGAAAGUCUGGGCGUCCUGCUUCAGCGCUACAUGGAUGCUCCAGUGGAGAGCUCCAAUUAUGCUAACAAGAACACAGUAGCUAACUCCCUCUCCACCUCCAUCAUCACCAACCGCUUCCUGGUGGAGGCAGGUGAGAGGCCACAAUCCAUGAUCAUCCACUUUGCAGACAUCGCUUCCAUCCACAUCUUGGUGCUCAAGGAUGCAGCCCAAACCUACAGCAAGCAAGGGGCACCAUCCAGAUGGUGGGUAGACCUUGAUGACCAGCUCAACCAUUACAUCAGCCACGGCAAGACUCUACAGAACGCAGUGGUGGACUGGCGCAAUGAUAUGGUGACGUGCAGCUAUGAGGAAGGCAGGAAAUACGAUUCUUGGAUUAUUACUGACCCUGUGGCACGACUGAAGGACACCUGCAGGCAGAUCCACGGCACCUCAGGCUGUGAUGACCACUGCCAGGCCUACCAGCUGACCAUGAACCGGGAAGUGAGCCAGUUUGUGUGGAACUACAUGGGGAAGGCGCUGAGGGAGUGGGAGAUGCUCAGACUGGUUUCUGCUGCCAUGGUCAAGAAGAUCUAUGGCAAUAACUAAUAAAGCACGUCCUCCACCAGUGCCUUCCUCAGGCUUCCCUUGGAAAUAAACCUGCCA
Messenger RNA from Portunus trituberculatus (swimming crab), 1117 nucleotides. RefSeq lists its product as uncharacterized. Gene Ontology annotation, molecular function: toxin activity. The coding region runs from base 86 to 1060 and encodes 324 amino acids. The record is from RefSeq and is a predicted model, not a curated record. Lineage: Eukaryota; Metazoa; Arthropoda; Malacostraca; Decapoda; Portunidae. The transcript is spliced from 9 exons.